This is a messenger RNA of Hemicordylus capensis (graceful crag lizard), 732 nucleotides long. RefSeq names its product PLAC8 like 1 (gene PLAC8L1). The coding region runs from base 26 to 625 and encodes 199 amino acids. The record is from RefSeq and is a predicted model, not a curated record. The transcript has 5 exons. NCBI's taxonomy places the organism in Eukaryota, Metazoa, Chordata, Lepidosauria, Squamata, Cordylidae.
AUUUCUUCGGCCAUUCUCCUUCCCUAUGGACCAGCUUGGAAGCUUCUGCUGUAAUGCGACUAAGAAUAAUGUGUUGACUAACACCACACAGUCACCACUGAUCCUUUCUCCACCAGCGUCUGAAGAAUGGAAUGUCUUUCUGUCUAUGAUGGGGAAAUCUUUUAGGGCAUUCAUUGUGAUGCCUGAAGAUCUCUACACUGAACAGCUGUCUGGCUUUCAAUGUGGAAGAGGAAAAUUACACUUGAGCCAGUGGAUGCAGGAGCAAAACCUCAACAGAACCUAUAAUGACUCAACCAACUCCUGGUGCUGCUACAUCCAGGAUCACAACCAUGGUGUGUGUGGUUCUCUGUGCAGUCCCUGUCUGGAAUGUAGUCUUGCAAGCCGCUACGGGGAGUGCUUUUGUUUCCCGCUGCUGUUGGGUUCCACCUUAGCAUUAAGAGCCGGCACCAGAGAGAGAUACAAAAUACGUGGAACCCUAUGUGAAGACUGGAUGGCAGUUCAUUGCUGUUGGCCUUUUGCAGUCUGUCAAAUUGCCCGAGAAAUGAAGAGGAGACCUAUACUCCAGGUCUAUGAAACACACACAUCGCCACCGCCUCUUUUGUCAGUCAAAGAUGCCCUUGUCUAAAAAUGUGCAGAUGAGAAAGUGGAGUUAUGUUGCUUCUCUCCCAUUCCCCUACAAUGGCGAAACUGGCUAUAGUGUUUUUAUAAAUAAAAAUACAUUCCUGCAUGAAG